Messenger RNA from Aspergillus ruber CBS 135680, 1300 nucleotides. RefSeq names its product RING finger domain protein. Gene Ontology annotation, molecular function: ubiquitin protein ligase activity. The transcript has 2 exons. The record is from RefSeq and is a predicted model, not a curated record. Lineage: Eukaryota; Fungi; Ascomycota; Eurotiomycetes; Eurotiales; Aspergillaceae. The coding region runs from base 74 to 1189 and encodes 371 amino acids. Gene Ontology annotation, biological process: protein monoubiquitination; protein polyubiquitination.
GACUCCCGCCACAGCAUGGGCUCUACACAUCCACCGUCUUGCGAAGAUAUCUGUCGCUAGCGCUGUGUGUCUGAUGCCUGAUGAUGUCGAACUGCGACAGGAAAUUCUGCAAAAGACGCUGGAGGAAGUAGCGCAGGAGAACAAGAACCACCGAAACGAAGACGCGGAAGAGGAAGCUGCGGCCAAUCCGUGUGUGAUAUGUCUUGAUGCAAUCGCAGAGCCAGGGAUAUCUAUACCGUGCGGACAUGUGAAUUUCGAUUUUCUCUGCUUGUUGAGUUGGUUGGAGCAGCGGCCGAGUUGCCCUUUGUGCAAGAAGGAUGUUAUCUCCGUGAAAUACGACCUAAACGCUGCUGAAGGCCCUAAAGUUUACCAACUACCUCCUCCGGCAUCUCCCACCGGCCCUACAGCAUCGCCGUCGCAUCGUCCACAUCGUCCGGAUUUCCGUCGCGGCCGUCGUCCUCCGAGCGAAGCACAACGCCCGCGAGCACGAGAACCGGACGAUCCCCUCCUGCGACGAAGAAAUGUCUAUCGCAACCAGCUAUACUCUCUACGCGUUGGCUCGAAUCGCCUCUCGCAAUACCGCGAAUUAACACCAGAACUCUUCAACCGCGACGAACAGCUAGUAUCGCGCGCCAGGAAAUGGAUUCGUCGCGAACUGCGCGUAUUUAGUUUCUUGAACCCCGACCCAGUAGAAGAAGACGGAGGAGUAGGACCUAAUUGCAACAACCGAGUACCCCGUCCCGGCCAACAACGACUAGAAAACCGCCGCGGAAACAACGCCGAGUUCCUGCUCGAGUAUAUUAUUGCGAUCCUCCGCACAGUCGAUGUGAAAGGAAGUGCUGGACAGGCGGAGGAAUUGCUGCGUGAUUUUGUGGGAAGGGAUAAUGCUCGUUUGUUUCUGCAUGAGUUGUCGUCUUGGUUGCGGAGUCCGUAUAUGUCUCUCGAGGACUGGGAUCGGAAUGUACAGUAUGAGGAUACGAUAGGGAGACCGCCGAGAGGGCCAGGCCCGCGAGAACUUGAGUCUGAUCGUCGGUCAACUCCUGUAUUUGGGCCUGAUAGGCGCUCUGGACGUGGAAGGGGAUCAAAGUCGUAUUCUUCAAGAAGACCUUAUGAUCGAGGGAGAUCGCGAGAUUCAUCGACACAAGCUCGACGGCUACAGUCCGCACGGAACAGGUACAUUCCCGAUUAAAUGCACAGUAUAGAAUAUCAUAAUGCGACGAAUAUAUAGAUCUGGUUAUGUUAUGAAUAAUGCUUUAUAUACUAAACUUGGUAUCUCUAAUUUAAUAAACAACAAUGCAAA